This is a messenger RNA of Schistocerca piceifrons (Central American locust), 1863 nucleotides long. Its product is annotated as kinesin-like protein KIF12. The record is from RefSeq and is a predicted model, not a curated record. NCBI's taxonomy places the organism in Eukaryota, Metazoa, Arthropoda, Insecta, Orthoptera, Acrididae. The coding region runs from base 1 to 1863 and encodes 620 amino acids. Gene Ontology annotation, biological process: microtubule-based movement. The transcript has 14 exons. Gene Ontology annotation, molecular function: microtubule motor activity; microtubule binding; ATP binding.
AUGACGGGGUUUGUGUCGUCGGGGCCGUAUGAUGCCGCAUUUAUUCUCUAUGGCUUCUGGUACGACGGAAAUCUCCAUUUAUGUCAUGCUGAAACAUAUCUGAACGCGCUGGAGUGCGCGGCGGCGCUGGGCGGCAGCGUGCGGCCCAAGGUGUUCUCGUACAACGCCGUGUUCGAGCCGGCGGCCACACAGGAGGACGUGCUGCAGUACUCGGGCGUGACGCGCCUUAUCGACAUGGCCGUCGACGGCUACAGCUGCACCUGUUUCUGCUACGGCCAGACCGGCUCCGGCAAGACGCACACCCUCACCGGGCCUCCCGGACUUUUCGACCAGCGGCCCAACCCGUACUCGGAGGACCACGGGCUGGUGUUCCGGUCGUUCGUGCACCUCUUCAAGCUGCUGCAGGAGCGCCGCGACUGUCACUUCGUUCUCAAGGCUUCCUUCCUCGAGAUAUACAACGAAAAGGUGAUUGACCUGCUGAACCCGGGAUCGGCGCGGAAGCCGCUGGCGGUGCGCUGGUCCAAAAAGACGCGCAGUUUCUUCGUGGAGAACCUGUUCAGCGUCGACUGCGAGACCCUCGAUGACCUACUCGCCGUGCUCGAGGAAGGUAUGAGGAACAGGUCUGUGGGCAGGCACAACAUGAACGAGUACUCGAGUCGCAGCCACACCAUCCUGACGGUGCACAUCACGUCAGAGCAGCAGGUCGGCAAUGAAGGAGUAUUUUUAACGAAGCAGGGUAAAAUCAACUUCGUGGACCUGGCCGGCAGCGAGAUGACCAAGAAGACACACAGCGAAGGCAAAACGCUCGAGGAGGCCAACAACAUUAACAAAAGUCUCAUGGUGCUCGGGUACUGCAUCGCCUCGCUGAGCGACAGCAGGAAGAAAGCGGGCCACAUCCCGUACCGAGACAGCAAGCUCACCAAGCUGCUCGCAGACAGCCUCGCCGGCAGCGGAGUCACGCUCAUGAUCGCGUGCAUCUCGCCGGCGCGGUCCAACGUGACGGAGACACUCAACACGCUGCGCUACGCCGCCAGGGCCAAGAAGAUCCGCACGCAGCCCAUCGUCGUCAUGGACCCUCGCGAGGCGCUGAUCCUAAGCCUGAAGCGGGAGGUGGCGUCGCUGCAGGAGGAGAACGAGCACCUGCAGCACGCGCUGCACCUGCACGCCGCCGCCGCCGCCGCCUCCGCCGCCGGCUCCACGGCAGCCGCCGCCAGCUUCCUUGUAGGUUACAUCGUUUUGAAGCACAGAACACCGCCGGCGCCGGACGCGUCCGCGCUGGCCGGCAUGGAGCGCGAGGAGCUGGUGGAGCUGGCGAGGCACUACGUGGCCGAGAACGCGGCGCUGCGCAGGGAGAACCUCGAGCUGUUCAGCACGCGCGAGCUGCUGCUGCGCGACCAGGAGGUCGUCUGCCGCGAGAACGAGCGACUGCUCAAGAAGCUCGAGGACGUCAACUCGGUCUGCUGCCGUUCGCCCAUCAUCCCCGCGCGGCCGGCCUACUCCGCAGAGAUGCUGGCCGCCUCCAUCAACGGCAACGGCCCAGAGGCAUCAGCGGGCGGUCAGGCUACCGGCUCAGCGGUUUGGUCCAGCCCGACGCCGGAGGCUGCCAAGAACAACCGAAGAUCGGCCAAGCCACCACACAGAUUACCAGAUUCCAUACAGAAAGAACUUGAGCGAAGAAGAAUUGGCACCAGUAUGACGAACAUCGCGGACUCGUUCCGAGAGCGCAGCCACCGGCGGCACAACUCGUGGGAGGAGUCUGGGGGCGGCGGCGGCGGCGGCGGCGCUGGCAGCGCCGUGGCCAGCCCCGGGACGCCGGAGGAGCGGCCGGUGGUCACCACGUCACGCACCAGCGCUCUCAGGUGA